Molecule: messenger RNA, 660 nt
Organism: Nymphaea colorata (pocket water lily)
Lineage: Eukaryota; Viridiplantae; Streptophyta; Magnoliopsida; Nymphaeales; Nymphaeaceae
Exons: 1
Coding region: 1-660 (219 amino acids)
Biological process (GO): translation
Cellular component (GO): cytosolic large ribosomal subunit; ribosome
Molecular function (GO): structural constituent of ribosome; RNA binding
Source: RefSeq, a predicted model, not a curated record
AUGGUUAAGCACAACAACGUGAUCCCCAACGUCCAUCUGCGCAAGCACUGGCAGCGCAACGUCCGCGUCUGGCUCAACCAGGCCGGUCGCAAGCACAGAAGACUCGAAGCUCGCAGAGCCAGAGCCGCCGCCAUCGCUCCACGCCCCCUCGACACCCUCCGUCCCUCAGUCCGCUGCCAGACCAUCCGCUACAACCACAGACCCAGACUCGGAAAGGGAUUCACCCUCGCAGAAAUCAAGUCCGUCGGUCUCGGACUCCAGUUCGCCCGCUCCGUCGGCAUCGCCAUUGACCACCGUCGCAAGAACCGCAGCCAAGAAGGAUUCGAAGCCAACAAGGCCAGACUCACUAACUACCUCAGCAAGCUGGUCCUCUAUCCCAGACAUGAAUCCCACCUUGUCACCAAGGCCAAGACUGGCAUCGUCAAUGACACCCCCAAGGUACGCUUCCCAUUUACUCAGGAUCAACAGACUGUUGCUACUGCUCCAGUUGUCAACGUCUUGCCCACCCUCGUGAAGAGAGUGCGUUCCGUCAGCAAGCUCCAGCUCGAGAGUCUCCGCAAGUCCAGCGCCUACAGAUCCAUCCGCCAGGAGUGGAACAACCAGCGCAACGAGGGCAAGAGACAAAAGAAGGCCCGUGAAGCAGCUGAAAAGAACAACUGA